CCGCCCGCGCACCCCCCGGGGCCGCGUCUACACUAGGGCAGGCGGGGCGGGGCGGCCUGGCCGAGCAGGGCAGCUCGCACACCAGCCGGUGUCGGGGCUGGAAGGCAGCUCGCAGGCCUCGGCGUGCAGCCGCCGCCCGGGCAGGAAGGCGGCCGGGCUCGGGUGGGGGCUGUCCCGUGUCCUCUGGAAACCCCCCGUGCGCGGAGGUGAUUCCUCGGCUGCGAAGGAGGUUUUCCUGGAAGGAAGCCGAAAGUUUGUAUCCGUUCCGGAGUGAGUUGUAUCCGUUCAUGGAUACAAACUCAGCUUGUAUCCACCGUCCUGCGCUGCCCCGAGGUGCUCGCCGCCGCGCGCUGCCCUGAGGCCGCCGGCGCUGGCCGGGCCCUCGCACCUCCGCCCUUCAGGCGGCACCGGGCCGCAGGGUCCCGCCGGACCGGACAGGUGGCCGAGGUGGCGGAGGAGAGGAGGACGGAGUUCACCGCAGACUCGUGCAAGGUGCUGCGUGUGGGGAGAAGGGACCAGCAACGCGCCUAUGGGCUGGGGACUCCCUGCUUGUCAACGCCGCGCAGAGGGGGCUUGGAGUCGUUGCUGACUCCAGGAUGGGCACGAGCCGCCGAUGCGAGGAAGGGGUCAGGAAGGGCAGCCGCACCUUGUCGUGCAUCCACAGGUGCAUCUCGAGCAGGGCCAAGGAGGUGAUCCUCCCCCUCUACGCGGCACUGGUCAGGCCGCAGCUGGAGUACUGCGUCCAGUUCUGGGCGCCGCACGUCAGGAGGGAUGUGGACAGCAUGGAGAGGGUCCAGAGGAGGUCACCCGCAUGAUCGGGGCAGCAGGACAGGCCCUACGAGGAGAGGCGACAGGACCUGAACCUGGUCAGCCUCCACAAGAGAAGGCUGAGGGGGACCUGGUGGCCACCUAUAAACUCACCAGGGGAGACCAGCAGAAAUUGGGGGAGGCUCUGUUCCCCCAGGCACCACCCAGGAUAACAAGGAAUAAUGGCCACAAGUUGUUAGAGAGCAGGUUCAGGCUGGACAUCAGGAGACAUUACGGUGAGGGCUGCCAGGCUCUGGACUGGGCUCUCGAGGAAGGUGGUGCUCUCCCCUCCCUUGGGGGUCUUCAAGAGGAGGUUGGAUAGAGAUCUGGCUGGGUGCUAUGAUCCCAGCACCCGUUCCUGCCUGGGGUGGGGGGUCAGACUUGAUGAUCUGUUCAGGUCCCUUCUUGCCCUAGAAACUAUGAAACUUUGAGGCCCAGGACCCUCAGCCUCUCCUCUAAGGCUUGCCGUGCAGGUGCCUGAUCAUACAGGUGGCUUUUUUCUGGAUUCUCUCAAGUUUUUCCAUGUCCUUAUUAACGUGCAGCACCCAGAACUGGAUGCUGUCGUCCAGCUGUGGUCUCACCAGUGCUGAGUACAGCAGGAGUAUCACUUCCUUAGGUUUACAGGAGAUGCAUGGGUUGAUGCAGGCCAGCGUGGUGUUUGCCCUGCUGACCACUGCAUCGCACUGAUGGCUCAUGUUCAUGCAAUGGUCAGUCAUUACCCCUAGGUCCCUUUCGGCCAUGGUGCAAGUCAAGCUGUCACCACCAAGCCUGUAUGCAUGUUGAGGGCUGUUUGUCCCCAGAUGGAUUACCUUGCACUUGGAAGUGUUAAACUUCAUCUGGUUUCAGUCCUCCCAGCUCUCUAGUCUGUCCAGGUCCACCUGUAUCAGCAACCAAUCUUCUGGUGUGGCCACACUGCCCCAUAACUUGGUGUCAUCUGCGAACUUGGCCAGCGAGCUUUUCACUCCCCCAUCCAAAUCAUUGAUAAAGAUGUUGAAAAGCACGAGUCCAAGCACGGACCCUGGGGGACACCACUGCCCACUUCGCACCAGGACAACACGGAUCCGUUCAUGGGGACUCUCUGGGUCCUACCCUGGAGCCAGUUUCCCACCCAUUGAACCAUCGAGCAGCUGAGCCCACAAUCUUCCAGGUUUCCCACAAGGAUAUCAUGGGACACUAGAUCAAAAGCCUUUUGGAAGUCGAGGUUUAUAACAUCUACCUCGUCUCCCUUGUCCAGGUGGCGAGAGACCUGGUCGUAGAAGGAGAUGAGGUUGGUAAGACAAAAGCCGUGCUGGCUGCUGUUCAGGAUCUUACCUUCCGCCAGCAUAUCACACAUAGAUUCCUUAAUGAGCUUUUCCAGGAUUUUCCCUGGGAUGGAGGUUAGGUUGACUGGCCUAUAGUUGCCCGCGUCCUCCCUCUCCCUCUUCUUGAAGAUGGGAACAAUGUUGGCCCUCUUCCAGUCAUCAGGGAUUUCCCCUGUGCACCACAAUUUCUGAAAGAGCUUUGCCAGGGGUCCUGCAACGGCCUCAGCCAGCUCCAUCGGCACUCUUGAAUGAAGUCCAUCUGGUCCCGCUGGCUUAUAAAUGUCUAGCUUUUCUAAUUGGUGUUACACCCACAGUGUCCAGGAGGCUGCCAUGCGGUCUAGGUCUUGGGGGCACUGGGGUCCUGUCCCAAUCCAGGUCUUGAGGACACGGGUUGUGUCCUGGUCCCAGUCUGGGGGGCACUGGGGUGUGGGUCCAAGCAGUGGGUGUGGGAACAAGACAGGUCAGAAGCCAGGGAGGUGACGGGGAACCUGAGCUUGGGGGACAAGGGAAGAGAAAACAGGGAUGGGAGUGAGGGUGACGGGGCUCAAACAAGUGCUACAAGGGGGGCACUGGGCAGUGCCCGCUGGCCCGAGCUGAGCCAGGAAGCUGGAGGGUCGGGCAGAGCACAGAGUCAGAGGCCAAGCCCGGAGACCAAGCAGAGCACAGGAUGCAGGUAUAUGCUGAGGUAGGUAGCCUCAGGGAGCAUGGAGUCGGAGGGCAAUCGGGUCAAGGAGCCCAGAGACCAAGUGGUGAGCAAGGAGAGGCAUGGACCACUUCUGAAUCGGCUCUUCCUAGACCUUCAUGGCUGGAGGCUGCACGUGGGAGAGGAAUGGGAAAAAGCCCUAGUCCGACCCAGCUCACUCUCCCUGUCAGCGUCAGCUCUCUGCCACUGCGCAAUGCACAAAACAGGCCAGAUGGACCUAUGGGGAACAGCAGUCCUGAUGUUUUUACCCUAAAUUAAAAACCGACUGCCCAGGAAAGGCAGCAGUCAUGGUGUCCAUUGAGCUCAUUAGCAGGUGUCUGAUUCCUUCUAAACUCUUCAUCCCACACGUGUUAGCAACUCCCUCUCCUUUUUUAAAGGUUUGAUAUUGCAUCGAUCACAAUCAUUUCUUCUGCUGUCCUGCUGUCUACUAGUCCUGGGGAUGUGUUUCUAGGAGGCAUUUCUCCUAUUUCACAGCCCUGCCGGCUGUUUUUAACCCUAGCAUCAAACCUUAACUCGGGUGUGGAAAUGUUUCCUCAGGUGAGCAUUUGCUCCGGUGUGGAAACAACUGCCAGUGAAGCACAGGACGUGCUGUCAAGAUGCUUGAGAAGGCUAGGUUGUGGUUGGUGACUCUGAGAAAGAGUCUACUACAGGCCUAAUGAAACAGCAUCUUUUCAUUCGUUUUUGCCUAGUUUGUUGUGUUUUUUGUACCAAAUGUGUGAGACAGCACAUUAAUGCUAUAUGCGUUCCAGUAAAGUUGUAUUUGUUUUUGCUUUCAUCUUAGAAUUAGUAGAAUUAGUCUACUGCGCAUUAGUGUUACCUAAAAGAUGUACUCUGGUGCUACUGCACAGUAGUGCCAAUUACUGCACAUUAAGUUAGUGCCUGUUAUAACAGGCGCUAAACUUAAUGCGCUGUAACUAUGCUGCAUUAAUGCACAUAUAGAUGCACCCAGUAUGGUGUGAAGUGUUCGGUGCAGGCUGUUCCUGUAGCUCAGAGGUGGCUGAUCUGUAGCUUGCAGCCUGUGUGUGUGACACAUGGCAGAUUGGGGAUGGGCUAGGCAGCACAAUGGCAGAUACAGCAGGGAGCAGUAAGUAUCAGAUGGGGCAGGAGCACAGGCCAGGGAACAGCAAGCAGAGCAGCAGAUCUGGCAGGGAGCAUAAUGCUGGAAGCAGAAAGUGGAGCAGCAGUUUGGUCAGGGAGCACAGGGCAAGGAGCAGAAAACUGAGCAGCAGAUCAGGUAAAGAAAAGAGAUUAGAGCGGCACUCGGAGAGGGUGCCAAAAUGUUGGUCUCCGCGGGUGCUGUUAAUCAGUAUUGUUCGCAGUGAGUUGGGGGCAAAGUGCAUGGCCUUUUUUCAGUCCUCAGCCAGCCCCUUUAUACGGAGUAUACCAAAGACAUGAUAUUUUCCGAAGUGUCCUGAAGGCAUGAUAAAUACUUUGUAUAACAUUUCUCCCUUUCUGCUCCCAAAAUUGUCUUCACUGCCUGUUAAUUUAUUUCUGGCACAUCUAGCUGUGUGGCCAGCUGAGCUCAGGGGAUGAGGUAACGGGACCUUUACCAAGCCUGAAGUAGAUUCCUUGUUUUCUGUUACAUUCUUGCUCGUCCUAUGCUGAUGCAGUUUAUGUUGUCUUGUGUGUAAAACUAUUGUAAGGAAAAUAUCAGCGAGACUUCAACAAGCAGAUUUGCUAGUGAUCCUUUUAAAAAGUCAGUACUGGGAAAUAUGAAGCAGCCUGGAGAAUGCUAGCGGUUCUUGUCAAAAUUGUGGGUGCAGGGGAUUUGCAAGGACAGGACCCCCACUAGCUCCAUGUCUUUUCUAGGUGAUUUGCAAGGACAGGACCCCCACUAGCUCCAUGUCUUUUCUUACCAAUAGACUCUAGGAUGGGAUAUGGGAUCCCGGCACCCCGUGUCUUUGAAGCCUGCUACUGUCCGCGAAAGAACUUUCCUGAAAGAAACCCAGCUGCAAGCGGCAGAAAUGUCUCUGUGCACCGUCGUGGCUGCGAUUCAAGCCGUGGAGAGGAAGGUUGAUUCUUAUGCCAAACAGUUGCUGAGUCUGGAAGGGAGAACAGGAGUGGCCGAGAAGAAGAUAUCGGCGUGUGAGAAAAUGGAGAUGGAGUUUGGUAACCAGCUGGCUAUGCUGGGAGCUCUGAUCCAGGAGAAUCAUCUAUUGUGAGGAGGCUGGAGAGCAUGGAGAGCCUGCUGGAGAACAGGAACCUCUGGAUCCUGCGGUUCCCCCGGGGUCAAGUCCCCAAGGUGCCUGUGACGUUUGAUGAUGUCUCUGUGUAUUUCAAUGAGCAAGAGUGGGAGAGGUUGGAUGAAUGGCAGAAAGAGCUGUACAAGAACGUGAUGAAGGGGAAUUUUGAGACCCUGAUCUCUCUAAACUACUCGGUGUCCAAACCUGACAUUUUGUCUCGGACGGAGCGAGGGGAAGAGCCGUGCAUCAGAGAUCAGCAGGAUCUGAAGGAAAGGGAAAUCCCUAGCUUCCCUGGUGUUGAUCUUCCCAUUCCCGCUCCUACUGUGUUAGCCCAGCUUGAACAAGAGGAAGAGCCGUGCAUUGGGGAACUGCAGGAGUUGGAAGAGAGAGCGAUCCCUGCAUGUCCCACUUCAGGUGUCAGUCACUUUGACUAUGGGCCGUGUAUCCCUCACCUCACUCCUUCCUUUUCUGAACUUCAGAUGGACCCCAGAAGCAGAAUUGUUUUCCUCCUCUUCCCUCCGGUGAAAGCACCGGGGGUAUAG
Messenger RNA from Alligator mississippiensis (American alligator), 5536 nucleotides. RefSeq names its product zinc finger protein 783. Bases 4988 to 5536 code for a protein of 182 amino acids. The transcript has 5 exons. NCBI's taxonomy places the organism in Eukaryota, Metazoa, Chordata, Crocodylia, Alligatoridae. Gene Ontology annotation, biological process: regulation of DNA-templated transcription. The record is from RefSeq and is a predicted model, not a curated record.